GUAAAUUUCUUUCACCUCUCAGAGUAAACAGAUACAUUGUAAGCUUGGAGUAUUUAUUAAACUGAUGGCCCCCCUUCUCUGAGUCUAUUCUGGAGCUGAGUCUGGGCAUUGGCUGGAGGAGACCCUGGCUGGAGCCACCAGGACUGGUCACUUGGAAGGAGUGGAAAUCUAGAAUUGGGAACCAACAAACACAGCUCCACUUGAGUGUUGGCUGGUUUUCAUCCUCCCCUCCUCCACUUUCAGCCAUGAACAUCUCAUGACUGCUCCCUGUGAUGUCAUUGAGGAAAGGUCCACACAAUAGCAGAGUAAGAACAUGAGUUCCGGGGCGAACUUCUAAACCAAAGGUGGACCCGAGGGGAGAGGAUCAACAGCUGUGAGAGCCGAAAACGAUUAAACAGCAGGGACUCCAAGAUGAAUGUGGAAAUUGACGACAAAAGAACACGCACGAGGUCAAAAACAAUCAGAGCAGUCCCCGCUGAGCUCAUAGGACAGGAAGUGAGCUGUCCCACCCCAGGCUGCAUUGGCUCAGGACACACAAGUGGAAAGUAUGCAAGACACAGAAGUUUACAAAGUUGCCCCCUGGCACGAAAACGCAAGAUUCAGGAUGCCGAAGCAGAACAUUUUUCUUCAAAGAGGAAAUCACACCCACUCAAGCUUGCCCUGGACGAGCGGUACAAUGUGGACAGCGAUGGAAGUGAGGAAACAGAGGUGAAACAGGAAGAGUCUGGGUCUGAGGACUCUGAAGGAAGUUUAGAGGAAAUCGAAGAAGAAUCUGAAAUGGCAGAACCCAAAGAUAUGCCCAGCCCAAAAUCUCCUGCAGAAGAUGAAAAACCAACAUUUACAGAGGAAACAUCCAACACAGAGAAAAGUUCUCAAGAAAAACCCAGUUACAGCAGCUACCAAGAAAUUAUUGCCAAUUCGCUUCUGAAUCUGGGGCACGUAGCGAAGCAAACACUUGUGUCAGAGGGGCAUUUAGCAGAAAGUGAACUGGACUCUCCCAAACCAAGUAUUGGUGCAGUGGAGAUAGUACAGGAGGAGGAGGUGGAAGAAGCCCUGGUAGAAGAUGUGUGCGAUAAAGAGAUUAUCAUCCAGACUGAAGAUGCUGAAGAGGUCAUUGAGGUCACUAGUGAACGGAGCAGUGAGCUGUGUCUUGAAUCAAGGGACGAUGUCAACUGUGAAGACACCUGCAAGCUGCAGAAGGAUGUAGAGGAGGAAGAAGAUGAUGAAGAUGAUGAUGACGAUCUUGAUGAAGACGAUGAUGAUGAUGAUCUGGAAGACUUUGAAGAGGAAGAAGAAGAACGAUCCACCGAGAUGAUCAACCAAGUUAUCCCCCAUGUUUCUCAGGACUCCCCUAAAAUCCACUGUGAAGGACAGUUCACUCCUAAACCUGAAUAUUCAGUCAUUGUGGAGGUCAGGUCAGAUGAUGAUAAAGACGACGAUAACCAUUCACAAAAAUCAGCCGUUACGGAUGAGUCCGAGAUGUAUGACAUGAUGACCAGAGGAAACUUAGGGCUUUUAGAACAAGCGAUUGCUCUCAAAGCCGAACAAGUCAAAGUUGUUCGAGAGCCAAGUCGAAUUCCUGCUGAUAACCCCAAGAAUUUCCAACCAGAUGAUAAACAAAACAGAUCAAUAGACACCAUGCGGAAAAACUUUUAUGAUGCAGCCAGGCCAGAGAAGAGAGAGAUUAAAUGCCCCACCCCGGGCUGUGACGGUACCGGACAUGUCACAGGACUGUAUCCCCAUCACAGAAGCCUCUCAGGAUGUCCUCACAAAGACAGGAUUCCUCCGGAGAUUCUGGCAAUGCACGAGAAUGUGUUGAAAUGCCCAACGCCGGGCUGCACUGGACAAGGUCACGUGAAUAGUAACAGGAACACACACAGGAGCUUGUCCGGAUGCCCGAUUGCUGCGGCUGAAAAGUUAGCCAGAUCUCAUGAAAAGCAACAGCAGCCAGGGGACCUCUCCAAAAACAGCCCUAGCUCAGACAGAAUACUCAGGCCCAUGUGUUUUGUGAAGCAACUGGAGAUUCCCCAAUUUGGCAGCUAUCGACCCAACAUGGUGCCUGCGACCCCCAGGGCAAACCUGGCCAAGGAGCUCGAAAAAUACUCCAAGGUCACCUUCGAUUAUGCAAGUUUUGAUGCUCAGGUUUUUGGCAAACGCUUGCUUGCUCCAAAGAUUCAGACAAGCGAAACCUCACCCAACGCCUUUAAAUCCAAACAAUUCCCAAAAGCCUCUUCCCCAAGUCACAGCCCAUCCAGCAGUUAUGUAAAAAGUACUUCUUCUUCCUCCUCUGGCUUUGAUUACACCCACGACGCAGAGGCUGCUCACAUGGCGGCCACCGCCAUCUUGAAUCUUUCAACGCGCUGCUGGGAGAUGCCGGAAAAUCUUAGCACCAAGCAACAAGAUCUGCCUAGUAAAUCCAUGGAUAUUGAAGUUGAUGAAAAUGGUACAUUGGAUCUGAGCAUGAACAAACACAGGAAACGUGAAAGCACAUUUCCCAGCAGUAGUAGCUGCAGCAGUAGCCCAAGUAUGAAGUCCCCUGACCAGUCUCAGCGCCAAAACUGCACCAGUGCCACCAGCAGCACCAUGACUUCUCCUCAGUCCAGCCAGACGUCUCGGCAAGAUGAUUGGGAUGGACCCAUCGAUUAUACCAAGCCGAAUCGCCAGCGAGAAGAGGAACCAGAAGAAUCUGAGCCUGCAGGAGCAUCUUUUGCUUCCUCGGAAGCUGAUGACCAAGAGUUGCAAGAAGAGAACUUUGAGGAUCGGAAAUAUCCAGGGGAUGUCACAUUAAGCAAUUUCAAACUGAAGUUUCUCUCCAAGGACAGCAAGAAGGAGUUACUAACAUAUUUUGCUGCACAACGGGAAAUUCGGCCAGUACGAGAUGGGGGGUGCGCAAGUCCAAAAGGGGGCGAUGGAGGAAAAAAAUCAGCAACCCUCCUGAAUGACUGUCCUACUCCUGGAUGCGAUGGAAGUGGCCACAUUACAGGAAAUUACGCCUCCCACCGCAGCCUUUCUGGUUGUCCUCUUGCUGACAAGAGUCUCAGAAAUCUCAUGGCUGCUCACUCUGCUGACCUCAAGUGCCCGACCCCUGGAUGUGACGGCUCAGGACACAUUACAGGGAAUUAUGCGUCUCAUCGAAGUUUGUCUGGCUGCCCUCGUGCCAAGAAGAGUGGAAUGAAAAUUACACCCACCAAGGAAGACAAGGACGACCCAGAGCUAAUGAAGUGCCCCGUUCCCGGCUGUGAUGGUCUUGGACAUAUUAGUGGGAAAUACGCAUCCCACCGCAGCGCCUCAGGUUGCCCGCUAGCUGCCCGAAGACAGAAAGAAGGUGCUCUGAAUGGUUCUGCCUUCUCUUGGAAAUCUCUGAAGAAUGAGGGCCCAACCUGUCCCACCCCCGGGUGCGAUGGAUCGGGUCACGCCAAUGGAAGCUUCCUCACUCAUAGGAGUUUGUCAGGUUGUCCCAGAGCUUCCUAUGCAGGAAAGAAGGGCAAACUCUCAGGGGAUGAACUUCUAGGCACAAAGUUCAAGAACAGCGAUGUCUUAGAGAAUGAUGAAGAAAUUAAGCAGCUGAAUAAGGAGAUCAAUGAUCUGAACGAGUCCAACUCCGAGAUGGAAGCAGAUAUGGUGAAUCUUCAAACUCAGAUCACAUCAAUGGAGAAGAACCUAAAAAAUAUAGAAGAAGAGAAUAAGGUCAUAGAAGAGCAGAAUGAAGCCAUGUUUGUCGAACUUUCUGGGCUAAGUCAGGCCCUUAUCCGAAGUCUUACCAACAUCCGCCUUCCUCACAUGGAGCCAAUCAGUGAACAGAAUUUCGAUGCCUAUGUGAAUAAACUCACUGACAUGUACACCGACCAGGAAUGUUACCUCAAUCCGGAGAAUAAAGCUUUGCUCGAAAGCAUCAAACAAGCUGUCAAAGGGAUUCAGGUGUAACAUAGGAAUGGGAGAAUUUUCCAGUUGAGUAUUCAGGUCCACAAGCCAAAUGGUUUGUGCAUUGAAUCACAAAACUUAAAGGACCAAAAUAAGUUAAAAAACUAAACAAAAAAAAACUAAAUAAAUUAAUGAGGAACUGGAUGGAAAUGUUGAACGCCAAUUUGGAAACGAAGCUGAAAGAAAAUAUAAAUUAUUUUGUUUUAUUCUUAAAUGUAUCGGCCUGAUACUGGAAAACGAGGAGAAAGGACCAUGCUCACUUACGCAAUCCAGGAUACAAAGAUGAAUUUUAAUGACCAAUUAAGGGCCAGAUUGACUGCAAACUGAACAAAGCCUGCCCUUUCUAUUUUCAGGGUAUGAUGAUACAUUGUGGACCAUUUAACCAAGAGCAAAAACCCUGAGGUUCAUUCUUGGACCAAACUUAACCAGACGCCAAAACAGAAGAUUUAUCUCGACAGAUAAGAUAUCUGCCGAACCCAUCAGGAUUUUUAUUUUUUUAUUUUUAUUUUAAUAUUAUUUUUUUUUAAUAGAAAGGUCCGGCAGAGGAGCAAAAAGACAAGUAUUAUACACAAGAAAAAAAAAUCUUCUUUAUUUUUCACAAAAACAUUUUAAAUGAGCAGUUCUGUAAUUCCUUCUGAAGCGCAAAGGGUUAAAGGUUCUCAGGGAAAGCUUUCGGGGUUACAGCUGCGUCGUUAAUUUUUUAUUUUCUGUUUUAACUUUCUCGCUACCAGGGGGUAGGGGUGAUGUUCAAAUCGUACCGCAGUGCAAACUGGCAUGCAGCUGUGUCCCCUCUAGAAUGGGUUUCCAGUUUGCUGCCAGAACAAAGUCACUUAAGCGGUGUUGAGUGGGUGUGUGUAUUUAUGUGCGUAUGGAAGGGCCAUCUCCUUCUCUUUGUAUGGAAGGGCCACCUCCUUCUCUUUGUAUGGAAGGACAAGCUACUUCUAUGUGUAUGGAAGGGCCAUCUCCUUCUAUGUGUAUGAAAGGGCAAGCUCUUUCUAUUCAUAUGGGACGGCCAAUUCCUUCUGUCCAUAUGGCAUGGCCAGUCCCUUCUAUUGUAUGGGAUGGCCAGUUACUUCUGUCUGUAUGGAAUGGCCAGUUGCUUCUGUCUCUAUGGGAUGGCCAGUUCCUUCUAUUGUAUGGGAUGGCCAGUUCCUUCUGUCUGUAUGGAAUGGCCAGUUCCUUCUGUCCAUAUGGGAUGGCCAGUUCCUUCUGUCCAUAUGGGUAGGCCAGUUCCUUCUGUCCAUAUGGGAUGGCCAGUUCCUUCUGUCCAUAUGGGAUGGCAAGUUCAUUCUAUUGUAUGGGAUGGUCAGUUCCUUCUGUCUGUAUGGAAUGGACACUUCAUUCUAUCUGUAUGAGGCAGCCAGUUCCUUUUGUUGUAUGGAACGGCCAGUUCCUUCUGUUGUAUGGGAGGGCCAGUACCUUCUGUCUAUAUGGGAGAGCCAGUUCCUAGUGUCAUUAUCCAGUGUCUAUAAUUUCGAGAGUUCUAUCUGUCUUGGUUCUCUUAGUGCAGCCCUGUAGGAUAUGUAUAGUGAAGAUACGUUUUAGCAGUAAACCCUGUACCAGGCAGGAAUUCAGGUACAGGUUUGGCAUAAAUGGUCCUGGCUCAACCUGUUCUUCUCCUUGCGUGAUCUGCAAUUUGACAUACAUAAUAUAUUGGGCUCUUCUUUCCACAUGAGAAGAAGUGAAGGGUUGAGCUAGUAGAGAGAAUACUCUCCAUUCUGUUGGCCAGGGAGUUAUAUAUUGUAACCUAUCUUUUGACAAGCAAUUAUUGGUUAACAGAAUGAGAUGAGAUAUGGGGUACAAAUUAAUAGAAGAGAUUUUGUUUUUACUUUGUAAAUCUUGAUAUUACAGCAUGGAAGAUGGGUUGAUUGCUAAAUUUUAGCAGGUUAAGCUAGAUGCCCCAUGCUUGCUGUUGGCAGACAAGCUUGAAAUGGACACCUACAUAUUGUAUGUCCAAGGUCUACAGAGACUAUAAAGCUGCUUUAAAAUAGCAUCAAAGUUAUACUCACUCCUGCUAGAGCUGUAUUAACUACUAGGUCAACUUUGACAACUCCUAUGAACUUAUCUUACGUGGGUGAAGAUGACCUGACAUUGGGAUCCGGAGUCAAUAUAGGGCAAUGCCUACAUUCUGCUCUCUGCCCCUACACAUUGUUGAAUAUGUGUUCAGGAAAUAAGCUCUCAAUGUAGUGACCCAACCUGGGCCCUACUCUGUUUUAAUCUGGCUCUGAAUUCUGUUUAAUUGCGCUUUCUGCAUAAUGUACCCUGUGUCCUUAGCUGAUGACUGGUUAGCCAGGAUUCUGAUGGUCAAUUGAAAAGAUUCACCGUAGAGAUGAGUACAAAAGAGAUUUAUUUAACUCUUCCACGGUGCACUAUAAGACCUGCACAUAUCCCUGAGAGUAUUCUCGAUGUAAAGUUUCGAAGGUCUUGAUCACACACUGUACAGAUAGAGCAAUACAUGUAAAUGUAGGUAAUAAAUAAGUAAAACCUAUUUAGCAAGGAUUCCAGCUAACCUGGAGAUGACAUUACAAUCACCACCAUCUAAUACCAUAGACCUCGGUCUUAAAAUUGUGGUGGAACGAUGGUUCUGCAUGUAUAGAACAAAGAGAUGAAUUUAUCAGAAAGUGAAGUUUGACCUUUGUAAAUUCUAUACAGGUUAAUGUAGCAGGUGGUUGUAUUCAUGUAAUCCAAAAUGAUGUCUUGGGCCUCGGCAGCAAGUAAUCUUUUUUUUAUUUUUUAAAAAAGACUUAAAACUGCGUACAUGUUCUUGUACAUAAAGUCUAAUCCAGUUGUGAAUAAGAAUCAGCUAGUAUUUUGCCAGUAGAACAGCUGCACUUCCACGGAUAACUUAGUUUUAUUAUCUUGUAAAUUAUUUAAUUUCUAAUUUAUUCAUAAAACCAUAUGUGGAUCUUCUACUAUUUAUUAUGUUAAUUUAUUCAAUUUAUUUUCGUUGGACUUAUUUUAACUGGAUACCACACGUGAAUAGGGAGAAAGGAGUUUAAAUAUAAGAGAAAUAAAUUAAUAAUAACCUUUUGACAAUAAAUUAUAUUCCAUGGGUGGAAAAAAAUGCUAUCUACAGCUAAUAGUUUUGAUGAAACCUAGUUAUUUUUUAUAAAUUUUUGUUAUUUAUUCUUUUAAACAAUGGGAAUUUUUUUAAAGAUAUUUUAUAAUGGAGGAGUUUUGAUAUUUUUUUUGUUUUUGUUUCAUUUUACUGGGAAAAAGGGAAAAAUAAUAUUUUUUUUUUCUUCACUUUCAUUCCUUUGUUUUGUUUUAAUUUGUGUAACUCUUUUGGUGAUGGAAAUGACUUUGGUGGCUUUCUGCGGAACUCACCGUUGCCAUUUCUACAUCUGAAGAGGGUCACUAUGUUUCAGGCACUGAUGACAGUAUAUUGAAAAAAAAUGCUGUAUUUAUUUAUUAAUUAUUUAAGUAAAAUGGACUUGUGAACUUGUUGUAUAUUUAUUUUGUCAUGUUUGUGAGUCUGUUAAUGUGAUUGUUUAUGUGAAGAAAUCCUGUUAAUAUUUAAAAUUUAAAAAAAAAUCAAAAAAUUUAAAAUAAAAGGUUGCAUUGAAGGCUGAUACAGACUAUCUGUUAAUCUCUGCUAAUCUCUCCGAUACUGUGAUUCCGGCCUCAGGGAAAAUACAAAACCAA
This is a messenger RNA of Pelobates fuscus (common spadefoot toad), 7566 nucleotides long. It is a transcript of the gene MYT1, whose product is annotated as myelin transcription factor 1. Lineage: Eukaryota; Metazoa; Chordata; Amphibia; Anura; Pelobatidae. The coding region runs from base 412 to 3924 and encodes 1170 amino acids. Gene Ontology annotation, cellular component: nucleus. The transcript has 24 exons. Gene Ontology annotation, molecular function: RNA polymerase II cis-regulatory region sequence-specific DNA binding; DNA-binding transcription factor activity, RNA polymerase II-specific; zinc ion binding. The record is from RefSeq and is a predicted model, not a curated record. Gene Ontology annotation, biological process: regulation of transcription by RNA polymerase II.